Diaporthe amygdali is the source of this 2109-nucleotide messenger RNA. RefSeq names its product dual specificity phosphatase. The transcript is spliced from 2 exons. The coding region runs from base 1 to 2109 and encodes 702 amino acids. Gene Ontology annotation, biological process: protein dephosphorylation; nuclear DNA replication. Gene Ontology annotation, molecular function: protein tyrosine/serine/threonine phosphatase activity. Lineage: Eukaryota; Fungi; Ascomycota; Sordariomycetes; Diaporthales; Diaporthaceae. The record is from RefSeq and is a predicted model, not a curated record.
AUGGCCACCAUUGCCCUCCCUCGACCCCUGCCGCCCCACCGCUCGUCUUCAUCCACCAUCGCCUCGCUGGCAUCGCCAUUGACCAUCGACACUCUCAACCCACAGCCCGAGCAAUGCCCGCCCGCCGUCCCUAACAAGCACAUACCUGUGUGCCCGCCCGGCCCCGUGCCCCGCCAGGAACCCAGCACCCCACCCCCCUCCCCGGGCAAGCACGAUGACUGUGCCCAGUCCCUCCUCCACCCCCCGACCCACUUCGUCCGCCUUGAGUCAGGCCCUCUUACCCUGUAUGAGCUGUCCGUCGCCGACGUUGCCCUGGCCCUCGACUACGCCUCCCGCCAGCCCCUGCCCGAGCCUUCGCAGGUCUUCCCCUGGUUCCACGGCCUGCACCCCCUCAACCACCUGCAGCAGUCCUUCUUCACUGCUCGGAGCCGGUCCCUGAGGAGGACUCCUUUCUGCCUGCGAGGUAUCACUGUCGUCAAGGCCGAUGGCGACCUGGCUGUCUCGCGCCUCAAGGGCGCCAUAUCUCCCCACGAGUUCCUGCACUGCUCGUCCUCCUCGCCCGAGUUCCACGAUGUGGACCCCAAGGAGGGCUUCUCCGUGAGGAACUUCCAGAUCCAGGCCGCCAAAUCUGCCAUGACCUCGGACAUCAUCGUCUACGGCGACGACCCCUUGGCCACCAGGAAGAUGGCAUGCGACAUUGCUGCAGCCCAGCUCAGGUGGCGCGAGAGGCACGAGGCCCAGGGCCACCCCAUCCCUGCCUAUAACACUUUUGUCUGCGUGAGCCCCUUCGAAGACUUCGAGGAAAAUCACCCGGAGCUGGUGGCAGUCGACUCGGCUGGUCUUCUGACGGGAAACGUCAUCGACUUCGUCCAUCAGGAGCGCAAGGAGAUGUUUGCCAUGACCAAGCCCACCGCCAUCUCCCACAAUGUCUGGAUGGGCCCCACCCUCGAUCGGGGCUCCGAUGAGGACAAGUCGUUUGACAUACAGAUUGAGUGCAGUGACAUGGGCCGCCUUCACCCGGCCGCCCUCCAGGCCAUUGCCGAGGGCUCUGCCGCCGGGGCGGGACAGCAUUGCCUCGACUUCCCUUCCUCGGGCAGCAUCCUGCCAUCUUCGUGGUCCCAUGCCGAAGCUGAUGGCAUCAUCGAGACGUGCAAGUGGAUUUAUCACCUGGCCCACGGAACCUACCCAGCGACAGCUGGAAACGACGAGGACCAAGACACCGACAUGGUCGGAGAAGCGCCGCCAUCCCCAUACCAGGUGCCUCCGCAGAAGGUCCUGAUUCACUGCGGGGACGGGUACACUGAGUCCACCAUGCUCGGCAUCGCUUACUACAGCUACAGCACCGGGCGUCCUGUCCCGGAUGCGUGGCUGAAUCUGCACACCACACUCGGACGCAACUUUUUCGCUUAUCCCGCUGACGUCUCCCUGCUCACGGCUAUCGCUCCCCGCCUAUUAUCUCAGUCGCCUGCUCUCACCGACAGAACCCCGGCUGAAAUACAAUCCCUAGCUGCAGAAGAGCCCGAAUGGCUACCCGGAAUCGACGGCUCAUUCCCGAGUCGUGUGCUGGACUACAUGUACCUGGGCAAUCUUGGUCACGCCAACAAUCCCGAUCUGCUGAAGGCCUUGGGGAUCAAACAGAUCCUCAGCGUUGGGGAAACGACCAUGUGGCGGGACGGCGAGUUGGAGAAGUGGGGAGCCGAGAACGUCUGUCUAGUUCAGGGCGUCCAGGACAAUGGAAUAGACCCCCUGACAGAGGAGUUUGAAAGAUGCCUCGAGUUCAUCGACCAAGGCCGAAGAAAUGGAACAGCAACACUUGUACAUUGCAGAGUCGGGGUUUCUCGCAGCGCAACCAUCUGUAUCGCCGAGGUGAUGCGAGCAAUGGAUCUCUCGUUUCCUCGGGCGUACUGCUUUGUUCGGGCGCGACGGCUGAAUGUCAUCAUCCAGCCGCAUCUGAGGUUCGCCUACGAGCUGCUUAAGUGGGAGGAGACACUACAACGGAGGAAAAACACGAGCAAAGAAGCCCCCGCACGCUUGAGCAUCAAGCGGGAGCUAGAAUGGGCGGAGAUUGCGAGGGAAAUCGCUUUAAUGAACAGGCCGUACGCUAGAUGA